Mercenaria mercenaria is the source of this 1169-nucleotide messenger RNA. RefSeq names its product arylalkylamine N-acetyltransferase 1-like. Gene Ontology annotation, molecular function: N-acetyltransferase activity. The transcript has 2 exons. The coding region runs from base 126 to 818 and encodes 230 amino acids. Lineage: Eukaryota; Metazoa; Mollusca; Bivalvia; Venerida; Veneridae. The record is from RefSeq and is a predicted model, not a curated record.
AUUGUAUGUUAAGUAGGACAAAUAAUGCAAUAUCAGUUUUGCAACAAAAUAACAAGUGUAAAACGAGUUUGAUAAACUGCCUAGUUGACUGUAGUGAAAAUUUCUUAAAAUACAAUUAGGGCAGCAUGGAAAAUAUUUCGGAUCAGCAAAUUCUACAGGCAUUAAAGAAAACUCAGGAAGAAUUUCGUUUUCCAGACGCUAAACUCGAACUGAUUUCGGAGGAAUGUUUCCCAGAUAUGUUUAAGGCACUCAAAGAAUGUUUCUUGACCGACGAACCACUAGAAAAGUCAUUAGAAAUGUCAUGGAGUUCGGAUGUGGAAGACCUCUGGCUAUCUGCAUUAAGAUAUAGAAUGUCGCUUAUGGUCGUUAAUGAGAAUAAUGGAGACAUAAUGGGUAUGCGCGUGAUACGUGUCACAAAGCAGUCGGAUCACUUCAACAUUGACGAAAUCAAAGAUGAAAAAGUUAGAAAAAUCGUAGACUUCUUUGAAUAUUCGUCAGAAAACUUUAAUUUCUUUGCGAAAUAUAGCAUUUCGGAAAUGUUUGAAUUUUUUGGCCUUGGUGUGAUGCCAAAAUAUAGGAGACAUGGUCUUGGAACACUUCUGGUGGAAACGGGUGUGAAAUUUCUGUGCAACCUACAAAAGCCAUGCUAUAUUAAAGGAUCAGCCUCGUCUAACUAUUCUAAGAAGAUAUUUGAAAAAUGCGGUUUUGAAAUGCUAGCAGAGUUCCAAUUUGAAGAUUAUAAAGUUGAUGGAAAAGUUGUUUUUGAUAGCACGGGGGAGCAUAAGUCGCUCAAAGUAUAUGGAAAAUGUUUAAAAUAGUUUUGACGAUGAUUUAGUUGAUCGAUGUGCUAAAAAUAAACCCGUUUUAUUGUUUAUUUAUUCUGCAUAAAAAUUUAACAAAUGUCAAUAUUUGCUUUGGUGCACAAAUGUAUAAUAUUGUGUCCCUUUACCAUAAAAGGGGUGUAAGGAAUUGGAAAAGUAAACUAACAUAGCAAAAACAGUGAAAGUAAGACAUGUUUAGGUUUUUAGUCAUAUUAAAUGUUGAUAUAUUGACGCAUUGUUGCUACAGAUAUUUGUUGAUUUAAAUUUUCUUAUUGAUUUUAAUCAAGUUUAUUUUGUACGCUCAAUUAAGAAAAUAAACUUUUAAAAAUAAACUAACUUUUGUUCUUU